AAUAAUAAUAAUAAUAAUAAUAAUAAUAAUAAUAAUACCUUUCUUCAAUCCAAUAUUGUGCUUCUCCAGCAUUCCACGCUGAUGCUGCAAAAGAGCAUCCAGCUAGGAAGAGGAUGAGAAGGAAAAGCAGAGGUUUGGUGGGGAACUAGGAGAGUCACUUUCAAUUGGGAUGUUGAUUUUGCCAUCGAAGGCCUGCCGCUUUUAUCAGGGUUCUAUAGACUCUUACGUUUAACCUCUUCCCUGGUUAAUGUUUAACUCGACCGGUGUGGUCCGAUAAGCCACUGGGUUGGGGAUAUUAUUUCGGAGAGGGAUUAUUAUUUUAUUAUAUAUUUUUGCAAUUUUCUGACUGAAGAAAGACAGAAGAGUGCCCAAAGGAUCCCUGCCAAUCCUGGAUCCGAAAGAGGAUCCAUCCUGGGGAGGAACGUUUGAAUGUUCUUUUGAGCCCUGAAACUCUUUUGAUGGAUCCUCCCGUGGACCUUUCCUCCUUGAAGCCUGUUCGGCGUUUUGUCCCAACGUCUUGGAAGACUUUCUUCCACCGAUGGAGAAGGAGGAGUUUCCCGUCCUCCUCUUUGGAUGUUUCCUCGUUCCCUCCAUCUCCCAGCAAAGAGGAGGAUGUGGUGAUGACAAUGGACCCUUCUUCUCCUGCUAGUUCUUCCCCUCCGCCAGUGUACGAGGCCAAAGAGGAAUCCUUUCGGCGCAAAUAUUCCUACCUGAGGUCCUACGCGGGCCUUUUGCGGCUGCUGUCUGGCCUGGAGCUGCUCCUGGGUGGCCUGGUCUUUGCUUGUGUGGCGGCCUAUGUCCAGAAGGAUGACCAGUGGAACCAGUUGUAUCGCAGCUCCUUUAUGCCGUACAAUGGUUUCAUGGGAUAUGGUGGCUAUUAUGGCCCAAUGAGCCCCUUUGUGCUGGCAGUGGCCGGCCUGGCCUGGCUGCUGACCCUGCUGCUGCUGGGCCUGGGCUUGACCACCUACCACCGAGUCAUCCUCCUCGGGGCCCGCUGGUGGCCCCCAACUGAGGCCGGGCUCAACCUCCUGAUGGCGCUGCUCUACCUGGCAGCUGCCCUGGCCUACCUCAACGGGGUGCGCCGUGGGGGGCUCUGUUACACCGCCCUGGCCUACAACCCCCUCCUGGAGGCCCUCUGCAGGGUUGGCGGAGGGCAAGUGGCCGCCCUGCUCUUCCUCUUUCUCAAUGCCGGGCUCUACUUCGCUGGGGCACUCCUUGGGCUCCUCAAGGGGGGUGCGCCGGCACCAGAAAGGGUAAAUGGGGCCCUCUCCAGCUGCAAAGCUUUCUCAGAGCCAUGCUCCUCAAUGCAAAGUAAUGUCUCCUCCUCCUCCUCCUCUUCCUCUGCCCAGCCAGAAGCUCUUUACUGGAACUUCUUUAGCAGCAUCGGCAUCAAGAAGCAAAACACAAUGUUGGGUUUCAACCAAAGUCCCAAAAGGGGGGCAGGUUUUGGGAUAGGCCUUCCUUCAUGCCGGACUCAUGGCCCGUUUUCUUUUCCGCAGCUGCAGCCACAGCCGCCACCGCCCCUUCUGCCCGCUGCCCCCCAGCCACUGCCCCCUUCAGAGGACUCCCUUCUGGCCACAAAAGUGACCCGGCGGGUUGAGUUUUCAGAGGAGGGUCCGGAGACCCUGAGCUGUGCCAUCCCCACAGGCCGUGCUCCUAGGCCGCACCUGGUCCCCGACUACGUCCUAAAGUACCCGGCCAUCACAACGCAGGGCGACCGGGAGAAAUACAAAGCUGUCUUCAUGGAUCAGUAUGCCGAGUACAAAGAGCUGUACGACGAAGUCCGAGCUGCGCAAAGGAAGUUCCGGGAACUGAGCACACUGAUGCACCGACUGCCACACCGCAGUACGGACGGGAAGGAGCAAAGCCGGCUCUCGGCUGUCUGGAGGCAGUAUCGGAGCAAGAAGAAGGAUCCGGCCUACUUGGAGAAACAGGAGCGAUGCCACUACCUGCAAAGGAAACUAACACAUAUCAAAGUCCAGAUCCAAGCCUUUGACCGAGAAUCUGGCGAGGAGACGUCUGUCCACCUCUGACACAUAGAUGCCAUAGGAGAGUCUUGAUAAUGUAUAGAUGCUUUUGGAGAGCUUUAAUUAUACAUAGAUGCCAUAGGAUAGUCUUAAAAAUACAUAGAUGAUAUAAGAGAGUCUUGAUAAUACAUAUAUGCCAAACGAGAGCCUUCAUAAUAUAUAGAUGCCGUAGGAAAGUCCUGAUAAUAUAUAGAUGUCUUAAUAAUGCAUAGAUGUCAUUGGAGAGACCUGAUAAUACAAAGGUGCCAUAGAAGAGUCUUAAUCAUAUAUGGAUGACAUAGGAGAUUCCUGAUGAUGUAUAGAUACCAUAAGAGAGUCCUGAUAAUACAUAGAUGCCAUAAGAGAGUCCUUAUAAAACACAGAUGCUAUAGGAGAGUCUUAAUAAUGCAUAGAAAUCAUAGGAGAAUCCUGAUAAUAAUAAAUGCCAUAGGGGAGUCUUGAUAAUACAUAGAUGCCAUAGGAGAGUCUCAAUAAUGCAUAGAUGCCAAAGGAGAGUCCUGAUAAUACAUAGAUGCUAUACCAGAGUCUUGAUAAAGUAUGGAUGACAUAGGAGAGUCUUGAUAAUACACAGAUGAUAUACUAGAGGCUUGAUAAGAUGUGGAUGCCAUAGGAGAGUCUGUGGCGGAAUGAAAAUCACAUGUAGUUAACGUUUUUACUAAUCCACACACUGUCUUGCUAGAAAAAGGGUACGCCACACAAAUGAUCAGUAAAGAAUAAGGUGUUUACUCUUUCUUAUGCAGAGCAACAUAUAUAAAGUCAUGAGAACAGUUGCAUUGAGUCACACAAUGUCCUUUGAGAGAGAUUCAAAUGGUCUUUAGGUGUCCGUGUGAGGGAUCAUCUUCCAGCAGCCAAGAAGCAAAAAUAUAAACUUGUCUUGGCAGAAAACUUAAACAUGUAACUGUUGCCAAAACUCCCAGGCUCAGCUAGCUUCCGAUCAUAGCCCAACCAAUCAGCUUUAUGGUUUGCAUUUUUCACUUAACACACUCACCAUUACAUUCUCCAAUAGAGUCCUGAUAAUACAUAGAUGCCAUAGGAGAGUCCUGAUAAUUCAUAGAUGCCAUAGAAGAGUCUUGAUAAUACAUAGAUGCUAUAGGAGAGUCCUGAUACUACAUAGAUGCUAUAGGAGAGUCCUGAUAAUGCAUAGAUACUAUAGAAGAAUCCUGAUAAUACAUAGAUGCCAUAGGAAAGUCCUGAUACUACAUAGAUGCUAUAGGAGAGUCUUAAUCAAACAUAGAUGCUAUCAGAGAGUCGUGGUAAUACAUAGAUGCCAUAGGAGAGUCCUAAUAAUACAUAGAUGCAGUAGGAGAGUCUUAAUCAUACAUAGAUGCUAUAGGAGAGUAUUGGUAAUACAUAGAUUCUAUACAAGGGUUCUGAUAAUACAUAGAUGUGCAAAACGGGCCCUGGCACAUACUAAAGAGGCCCCAAACAACUUCUAAAAUACAUCCCCAGGGCCCAUUUUGCCCAUUUGGUGUAUUCUGUUUAAACUUCUGUUUAGGGCCUCUUUAGUAUAUUAGAAAUAACAAUAGAUAAGGAAGGGAGAUAUAUAGUGCUAAUAUGUAAAAUAAAUGGUAGGAAAUAUACAAUAGGAAAUGUAUAUGACCCAAAUAAAGGACAAAAGAAAUACUUUAGAAAGUGGUUUAAGAAAGUACAAGAAAUCUAUCAAGGGGAGCUAAUAGUUGGAGGUGACUUUAAUAUGGACCUUAGAAAUAACAAAAAUCUUUUAAAAUAAUGGAAAUUGGAGGACGUAUUUGAAGAAAAUUCUAUAAAUCAAAAGCCAACAUACUUCCCACAUAGUCAUAAAUGUUUCACAUGGAUAGAAUACAUAUUAAUAAGAAACUCUAACAGGUCUAGAGUUUUAAAUACAGAAACGCAACUGAUCUGAAUUUCAGACCAUGCGCCUAUUAUAGUCGAGUUAAAGCUAGAGGAGCCAGAUGAAACAGAGGUAAUAAAAACUUGGAUAUAUAAAAAAUUGAUAAUUAAGACAGAAAAACUCAAGAAAGAACUAUUAGAAGAGAUAAAAAAUAUUUCAAGGAAAAUAGGGGCUCAGCAAGUAUAGAAACAGUCUGGGAUGCAACAAAAGUGGUUAUUAGGGGUUAUUGCAUAGCAAAAGAAGUGGCAGUAAAGAAACGGCAAGAUAAAGAAAGGAAAAGAAUGGUUAGAGAAAUAGAGGAAACAAAAAUACUGUUACAAAUAAAUACCAAGUGCAGGUGAAAGUAAAGUUGGAAAAAUUAAAGAAACUAUUAGAAGAAAUGGAUAAUUUGGACUUAUAGAGAAAAGAGAUAUUUGUCAAAAAUAAUUUUCAAAGGCAAAAUACAAAUACAAUGAAAAAAAUUAGCUAAUUAUCUGAAAAAUGCGAAAGAGAAAUGAAGAGUCACCCAGUUAAAGAAUAAAUAUAAUAAAAAUGUAAAUUCAAAUAAAGAAAUAAGAGAGGUAUUUGAAGACUUCUACUGAGGCUUAUAUAAAAACAAAUACACGGAGAAAGGUUUAAUGAAAAUAUACCAAAGAUAUAAGAUAGAGAGGACAAUAGGGAACUAGCUGCAGAAAUAACAUAUCAAGAAAUAGAGCAGGUGAUCGACGCAUUGAAAAAUGCAAAAUCCCCGGGAUGUGAUGGUUACACUGCAGAGUUUUCCAAAGAAACAAAAGAAAUAAUAAUAUCAGAAUUGAAGAAUUUAUUUAAUAGUAUAAUGAUAGGAGGAAAAACUCCAUAUACAUGGAGAGAAUCAGAGAUAAUAACAGUGAGAAAGAGUGGGAAAGAUCCAGAAGACCCUAAUUCAUAUAGACCUAUUAGCCUCCUAAAUCAGGAUUACAAAAUAUUCAUGAAAAUAUUAGUCAACAGAAUAGAAGGGAUUAUAACUGAAAUAGUAAAGGGCGAUCAAUGCAGGUUUAUAAAAGGUAGAAACAUUGCACAUCCUAUAAGAAAUGUAUUAAACAUUCUUAAUCAUAACAAAAAAAGAAAAACUGCACUCUUAAAGUUAGACAUAUAUAAAGCUUUUGAUUCAUUAAACCAUGAUUAUCUGUUGCAAUUAACAGGUAACUACGGAUUUGAAAUUUCAUUUACUAAAAUAAUAAAAGAGUUAUAUAGUAACAUGAGAGCAAGAAUAAGAGUAAAUGAAGGACUAACAAAAUACUUGAAAAUAGAAAGAGGAAUAAAACAAGGCUGCCCUCGAUCUCCGCUGUUAUUUGCAUUAGCAAUGGAACCUCUGGCAGACAGAAUACGAAACAAUGGCAGGAUAAAGGGAUAUCAGAUUAAAAACGAAGAACUGAAGAUAAAUCUUUAUGCAGAUGACAUUUUAUUAAUAACUAGCUGUCCCCUGCCACGCGUUGCUGUGGCCCAGUCUUUUGAUCUGGAAAAUAAAGGAAUGAGAAAGUGUUGGUUUCUAAUAUAUGUUAUUUCUUUAUGCUUCUGGGUAAACAGUAUUUCUUGCUGUUUGUCAGUGUUGAUGUAGAGAGUGUCUGGUUUGCCCACCCUGGAACAUGCA
This is a messenger RNA of Anolis sagrei ordinatus, 5506 nucleotides long. The record is from RefSeq and is a predicted model, not a curated record. NCBI's taxonomy places the organism in Eukaryota, Metazoa, Chordata, Lepidosauria, Squamata, Anolidae.